AUGGAGCCUCUAGUUGACCAUGAAACUAGAGGAUCCACAAUUAUUCUUUCUGUUUGUCUAAACUCUCUCAAGCCUCUCACUCAGCGCCGCGCACUACCUAUCUUGAGUAUCGCUUCCUCGGCAACACCUGGGCGGUUCCGACUUAUAGAUUGUGAUCAGUUUCUUUAUCAUCAUUCUUUGACUGUUCAUGAGUUCUACGAGUUCCCAGUCCCAGAAACUGCUUACGCUGCUAUUUCAUACAUCUGGCGAGGAAAUAGUGUCGAUGAAAGUCUGGUUGGCGCAAGGUUUUCCAUCGCUGGAGCCGAGGAUGGCGAUCCUGUUGGCGUAGAAGUCCUCAGACACGCAUGCACGGCAGCACUCCGGCACAACGUUAGGUACAUUUGGCUGGAUCGCCUGUGUAUUAUGCAGACAGAAAAAAAUGACAAGAACUGGCAACUUCAACAUAUGUUUCGGAUAUAUGAAGGCUGCGCAGUAUGUUUCAUCUUCCCUGGUGGCAUCCAGCGUCUCGUCUGCCUCGAUGAGCCGACCGCGUGGAUCCACCGCGCGUGGACACUACAAGAAGCUCUUGCCCCACCCUGCGUCGAAGUAGUAUAUAGAUGGACUCUUGGACGUGGG
This is a messenger RNA of Bipolaris victoriae FI3, 615 nucleotides long. RefSeq lists its product as hypothetical. The record is from RefSeq and is a predicted model, not a curated record. The transcript has a single exon. The annotation marks the transcript as partial. Lineage: Eukaryota; Fungi; Ascomycota; Dothideomycetes; Pleosporales; Pleosporaceae.